Molecule: messenger RNA, 2826 nt
Organism: Nymphaea colorata (pocket water lily)
Lineage: Eukaryota; Viridiplantae; Streptophyta; Magnoliopsida; Nymphaeales; Nymphaeaceae
Product: histone-lysine N-methyltransferase family member SUVH9
Exons: 4
Coding region: 1-2328 (775 amino acids)
Cellular component (GO): nucleus
Molecular function (GO): zinc ion binding; protein binding; histone methyltransferase activity
Source: RefSeq, a predicted model, not a curated record
AUGGCUCCUCUUAUAAACUAUAUAUUUUUGGUUCCGUACGGCUCACCAGCUAAUGCGAAAUUGAUAUCUCAUAGUCAUAGGCCGAUGAACGGUAAGGAAGACAAGAAAAAAAAAUUUUUUUUGUUCGAGCAAAUCUUGAGCGUUCAUUGCCUCAACUCAAAGGCCCUUUGCUCGACAUACGGUAUUUCUUUUCGUGGCAGUGUCGUAAUUAAUACCAUUAAGGACUCCUACAUAGGGCGUUAUUGCUGUCUCCCACCCUCAGUUGCAGAGUUGGUGCUGCCGCCGGAGGGACGGGAACAGGAGAAGGAUAAGGGAGAUCGGGGAACAAAAUGCAGGAGAGUCUGCUUUGCCGUCCGCCAUGAAAGAAGCUCCAGGAAGAAGAACAUGGACGGCGAUACGUUUUCCGGGACGCCUCCGACGGUGCUUCCGUUUGCACUCUCGAUCAGCUCUCUCCUCUUCCGUCCGUCAGUGCCCGACCUGAAUGUUGAACUCCAGCCGCCGGAUUCGCUCUUUCCGCUGCCGAAGCCUAAGGAAGAGCCCCGAGAGUUGGGAGAACUGCAGAUUCCCUUCCCUCUUCUGACGCCUAAGGAGGAGCCUCCCGAUGGCCAUGAGAACUUCAACGCGGAUCAUCUUCAGAUUGUUUCCGUUGCCCCGGCCGAGGGCGAUCACCUCGACUCGGCGUAUGCUGAGAGUAUCGAUCGCGACUCUGACACGACCGUCCUCCAUUCCGACCUCCGAUCGGCCGUCGUCCCCGCGGAGGACGCGCCUUGCGACGAAGGCGUUGUUCCUUUCUCUGCGGAGGUUUGUAAUGAGUUACUUAUCUGCCGGGACGCUAUUCGGAAGUCUAGGAUUCUUUACGAGUCGCUCCGCCUCUUUCUCGUCCGACAAGAGCGAGGUCGAAACUCGGAAGAUGAGUACUUUGGGCCACGGUCUCGCCCCGACCUUAAGGCGGGUUCCGUCAUGUGCAGCGUCGGGCUGAGCCUCAACCGGGACCGCCGGUUCGUCGGCUCGGUGCCGGGGAUCGAGAUCGGCGAUCUUUUCUUUUUCCGGAUGGAGAUGGUCGUCAUAGGGUUACAUUGCCAGCUCCAGGCGGGAAUUGACUAUAUUCCGGCGAGCCGGAGCCUCACGGGUGAACCGAUUGCCACGAGCGUGGUGGCCUCUGGUGGGUACGAGGACGACGAGGAUGGAGGGGACGUGCUCAUCUACACCGGCCACGGUGGGCGCAUUCACUUUUCGACGAAGCACAUCGUCCAUCAGAAGCUCGAAAGGGGCAAUCUGGCGCUCGAGCGGAGCAUGAGGUACGGGAUUGAAGUCAGAGUUAUUCGCGGAUUCAAGUGCGGCGGCAGCCCUUCAGGUAAGGUGUAUAUCUAUGAUGGACUCUAUCGAAUCUGUGACACAUGGUUGGACAUCGGAAAGUCGGGUUUUAGUGUGUACAAGUAUAGACUUGUCAGGAGCCCGCAACAGCCUGAAAUGGGUAGUUCAUUGUUCAAAUUAGCAGGGAACAUGAAGUUGAAUCCAAACUGUCGAAGUGGACUAGUGCAUUUUGAUCUCUCUAAUGGGAAAGAGAAAAUUCCCGUGUAUCUUUUCAAUGACUUGGAUUCUGAUCGAGGGCCCAUGUCGUACAGUUACACGGCCAGUCCUAUUUAUCCUGCGUAUGGCUUGUGGAUGGGGAAUUCAGGUGGUUGUGAUUGUGUAUCUGGGUGUUCACUCGGGUGCUUUUGUAUGAGACGAAAUGGGGGAGACUUUCCCUAUGACCGAGAAGGGGUUCUUGUGAGAGGUAGACCAUUGAUAUAUGAAUGUGGAAGUUUGUGUCGUUGUCCACCAACCUGCCGCAACAGAGUGACUCAGACUGGGGUGAAGCACCAGUUGGAGGUCUUCAGAACAAGGGAAUCUGGUUGGGGGGUUCGGUCUCUAGACUUGAUUAAGGCUGGAAAAUUUAUAUGUGAAUUUGCAGGGGUUGUACUAACUAGGCAGCAGGCUGUUCUGGUAUCCAUGAAUGGGGAUAAUCUGAUUUAUGCAGCGCAGUUUCCCCACCGAUGGAUGGAGUGGGGUAAUGUUUCUAAUAUCAUUCCGCAUUCUGGGCAGUUGGAUGCUCCAUGUCUGUCACCACUGGAAUAUGGCAUUGAUGUUUCGAGGGUUAGAAGUGUGGGGUGCUAUCUCAACCAUAGUUUUGUUCCAAAUGUGCUGGUUCAAUUUGUUUUGUAUGACCAUGAAAAUAUUUCUUAUCCUCACCUCAUGCUUUUUGCCAUGGAGAACAUUCCACCCAUGAGAGAACUUACUAUUGAUUAUGGUUUGGCUAACGGGUGGAUCAGGAAUUUUAUUACAUAGUGCAGGAACAUGGUCUAUUCACGGUGGCGUACUUUUUGAUAGCAGUUAAUUGUUGGUUCUUCCAUGGAAAUGGUGGUUCAACCCGUUCUUGGUUUUGCGUCCUAUUGCGUGUGAAGUCUGGUUGCUGCUUUUUCUGGUUCCUACUGAAAGCGGCAAGACCAUGGAUUCAUGGAUUCUACUCAGUUGAAGGCUCCGGUCAAACCUAGUGCCUGAUAUUCAAGGAUCACGAGAAUCCUCUCCUGGUGCUUGUCGAGGGGGAAGGCUGAAUGGGGUUUCUGGUAUCUGUAUGUGAAAAUGGAAAUUCUGUAUUGUUGUCUGUACCACGGACUAGUCCAUGUUGUACUUGCUCUAAGUUCCACUGCUGACAGGUAAUCAAUAGUUCCCUGCAAGGAACACGUAGCCUAUCAGUUCUCUGACAAUUGCUGUGAAAUGACGCCAAUGUGAUACAGGAAUUCGGGAUACUUGUCAAUAAGAUGUAAAUAUAUUUUGUCUGAAGCA